Manis javanica (Malayan pangolin) is the source of this 1747-nucleotide messenger RNA. Lineage: Eukaryota; Metazoa; Chordata; Mammalia; Pholidota; Manidae. The record is from RefSeq and is a predicted model, not a curated record.
CGGCGCAGAUUAAAAUUCAAGAAUUAUAAACCAGGCGCAGCAGAUUCUUGACAUGGAGAACAAAGCCCAUGAUACAACAGGAGCUUCUCCUUGUGAGGCUGAACUUCAGGAAUUAAUGGAACAAAUUGACAUCAUGGUGGGACUACUUAGACAGAAGCUGGACAGUCUGGAAAAAUGUAACUUAGUGAUGACUCAGAAUUAUGAAGGCCAACUACAAACUCUGAAAGCUCGAUUUUCCAAACUAACGAAUAGCUUUGAAAGACUGAAAUUACACCAAAUGAAACAAAACGAUUUUCAAUGAAAAGAAUUACAGCACCCUGAAGAAGAAAUACCCUUUGAACUGAGCAACUUGAACCAGAAAUUAGAGGAAUUUAGAGUGAACUCCAGAGAAUGGGACAAGCAAGAGAUACUAUAUCAGACUCAUCUGGUUUCUUCAGAUGCUCAAUAAAAAUUAUUAUCUGAGAAGUGUAAACAAUUUCAGAAACAGGCACAAAGUUACCAUACUCAACUAAAUGGUAAGAAACAGUGCACAGAAGACAGCGGCUCUGAAACUCCUCAGCUGAUUCGUGAACCACAUCACAGUUUUGAAAAUGAAAGAGAUGAGUUCAUUAUUGAAAAAUUAAAAUCAGCUGUGAGUGGAAUAGCAUUAAGCAGGAAUAAGCUACAAGAUGAAAAUCAGAAGCUCCUAAAAGAACUGAAAAUGUACCAAAGACAGUGCCAGGCCAUGGAAGCAGGACUCUCAGAGAUGAAAAGUGAAUUGCAGUCAUGUGAUGAUCUCUUGAGAAUUACAGAAAUGGAACGACUGCAGUUGCAUAGAGAAUUAUUAAGAAUAGGAGAUUGCCAAAAUGCCCAAGAAAAUAAAAAAAGACUUGAAUCAUCUUAGUCACCUCCUCUUAAAGAACCAGAAUGGGAAAAGAAAGAGGUGUUUUCAGUGACCCCAGAUAAACCAAAUCAUGAAAAAGAAUUGAGCAAGAUAAGAAGCCAAGUCUAUCAGGAGGAAGAGUACCACAGCUCUGAGCGGGAAAGAAUGAGGCAUGAGAUCUGCGACCUAACAGAGGAGCUUCAUCAGAAGGAUAUCACUAUAGCAACAAUCAUGAAGAAAGCCUCCCUUCUGGAAAGACAGUUAAAAAUGGAGUUAAAAAUAAAAGAAAAAAUGUUAGCAAAACAACAGGUCUCAGACAUGAGGUAUGAAGCCGUCAGAACUGAAAACACACAUCUAAAAGGAAUGAUGGGAGAUUUAGACCCGGGACAGUACAUGGGUAUGGGCUUCACUAACAGGGAACAUUCAAGGCAUGCAUCUAUUGACAAACUGGAAUAUGAGAAUGAAAGGCUCCGAAACGAUCUUGCAAAACUCCAUACCAGUGUAAAAUCAGCAUGGGCUAAUCAAAAUACCUGUGAAGAAACAGGACAGUACGCGUACCACAGCCAAAUAAAAAUGGAAAAAGAUAAAGAUAGGCUCAGCCGAGAUCGCGAGCCGAACAGAAGCACAACGCCCGUGUUGCCGCCUUUGCCAUUUCAAACCAAAGAAAUGGCAAGUCCUUUGGUUGGUGAUGAUGAACUAUUCCCAUUUUCUCCCCUAGAUAUAUCUUUCCCAGCUUCUUUGGCUGCACAGCAAUUCUUUCUGGAGGAAGAAAAGCGAGCAGAAGAAUUUGAAAGACUUCUAAAUACACAUAUUGAUGAACUGCAAAGACAUACAGAAUUUACUCUUAAUAAAUACACCAAGCCCAAACACAACAGACACAUAUGA